AUGCGUGAAAUCGUGCUCAUCCAGGCAGGCCAGUGCGGCAACCAGAUCGGCGCCAAGUUUUGGGAGGUCAUCAGUGAUGAACAUGGCAUUGACCCCACAGGCAGUUAUCAUGGAGAUGGUGACUUACAGCUGGACAGAAUCAAUGUGUACUACAAUGAAGCAGCUGGCAAUAAGUAUGUUCCUCGGGCCAUCCUAGUGGACCUGGAGCCAGGAACGGUAGACUCGGUGAGAUCGGGACCAUUUGGCCAGAUAUUCAGGCCAGACAACUUUGUGUUUGGCCAGAGUGGUGCAGGGAAUAACUGGGCCAAGGGCCACUACACAGAGGGAGCUGAGCUGGUGGACUCCAUGCUGGAUGUGGUGAGAAAGGAGGCAGAGAGCUGUGACUGUCUGCAGGGCUUCCAACUGACCCACUCGCUGGGGGGCGGCACUGGCUCGGGCAUGGGCACCCUGCUCAUCAGCAAGAUCCGGGAGGAGUACCCAGACCGCAUCAUGAACACCUUCAGCGUCGUGCCUUCACCUAAGGUGUCAGACACGGUGGUGGAGCCCUAUAAUGCCACCCUGUCUGUCCACCAGCUGCUGGAAAACACGGAUGAAACCUUCUGCAUCGACAACGAGGCCCUGUAUGACAUCUGUUUCCGCACCCUAAAGCUGACCACCCCCACGUAUGGUGACCUCAACCACCUGGUAUCAGCCACCAUGAGCGGGGUCACCACGUGCCUGCGCUUCCCGGGCCAGCUGAAUGCAGACCUGCGCAAGCUGGCCGUGAACAUGGUGCCCUUCCCCCGCCUGCACUUCUUCAUGCCUGGCUUCGCGCCCCUGACCAGCAGGGGCAGCAUGCAGUACCGCGCCCUGACGGUGCCCGAGCUCACCCAGCAGAUGUUCGACGCCAAGAACAUGAUGGCAGCGUGUGACCCGCGCCACGGCCGCUACCUGGCAGUGGCUGCCAUCUUCCGAGGCCGCAUGUCCAUGAGGGAGGUGGACGAGCAGAUGCUCAACAUGCAGAACAAGAACAGCAGCUACUUCGUUGACUGGAUCCCCCACAACGUGAAGACGGCUGUAUGCGACAUCCCACCGCGGGGCCUCAAGAUGUCAGCCACCUUCAUUGGCAACAACACAGCCAUCCAGGAGCUCUUCCAGCGCAUCUCUGAGCAGUUCACUGCCAUGUUCCGGCGCAAGGCCUUCCUGCACUGGUACACAGGCGAGGGCAUGGACGAGAUGGAGUUCACUGAGGCCGAGAGCAACAUGAACGACCUGGUGGCCGAGUACCAGCAGUACCAGGAUGCCACUGCUGAGGAACACGAAGAGUUCGACGAGGACGAGGAGGAGGAGGGCGAGGAGGAGAUCCAGGAGCACGGGCCCGAGCGUUGGCUCCCCAAGUGGGAGCGGCAGUGCCAGGCCCAGGUAGAGCAGGACCAGCAGCUGUCCCCUGAGCUGCAGGAGGCGGCGGCCGCCGCGAAGCCCGAGCACAAGCUGCACCAGCUGUGGCACCUCUUCCAAGACCCAGCCACCGCAGUGGCCCAGCUCUACAAAGACCCCGUGUGUCAGCAGCCAGCACUUUCUCUAUGCUCCCUUUCAAAACGCAACUGCCGCCGACACCAACCUCUACCAAAAAAGCGUGGAGACCCAUCAGCGAAGUUUUGAUUUUGGAGUUCAGAUUGCUAUCAGCGAGGCAAUGAGGGUGCGCUGGCUUGGGAUCAAAAACGCAGAAGAACCAGAUUUCAUCAGCUUCCUGGGUGGAAAGUUACCCCCAACACUAAAUUCUAGAGCUCCCCCAAGACUGACUGGAGUGUCCCCAAACUGAGUUACUUCAAAGGAAACUAGCUCAUCUGGAGAGACUGAUUUGCCACCCUUCCUGGAGGCCAGAGCUCAACAUGGAAAAGCCCUUUCAACAUAUUUCUGUGGAAAAUUGGUGAAGAGUGUGCCUGUGGGUCCAUUUUCACGUUUAGAUUUAAGUCCAGAUAGAUUGUCUGUUUUGUUUUGUCUAUUAGAGUCAACACUUGGUCUAAAAAUGUUAAAAUGUAAACUAAGAACCACAAUUUUUGACUGUCAGCUAGCCUGUCCUAAAAAUAUUUUUAGAAAGUUAGUUUGAGCUUACUGGUUUUUAAUAAGAAUCUUUUUUCAACACUAA
Messenger RNA from Marmota monax (woodchuck), 2128 nucleotides. RefSeq names its product tubulin beta chain-like. The record is from RefSeq and is a predicted model, not a curated record. Gene Ontology annotation, cellular component: cytoplasm; microtubule. The coding region runs from base 1 to 1641 and encodes 546 amino acids. Lineage: Eukaryota; Metazoa; Chordata; Mammalia; Rodentia; Sciuridae. The transcript is spliced from 5 exons. Gene Ontology annotation, biological process: microtubule cytoskeleton organization; mitotic cell cycle. Gene Ontology annotation, molecular function: GTPase activity; structural constituent of cytoskeleton; GTP binding.